Messenger RNA from Boeremia exigua, 4465 nucleotides. Its product is annotated as Hydantoinase B/oxoprolinase-domain-containing protein. Bases 171 to 4328 code for a protein of 1385 amino acids. The transcript is spliced from 3 exons. Gene Ontology annotation, cellular component: cytosol. The record is from RefSeq and is a predicted model, not a curated record. Gene Ontology annotation, biological process: glutathione metabolic process. Gene Ontology annotation, molecular function: 5-oxoprolinase (ATP-hydrolyzing) activity. NCBI's taxonomy places the organism in Eukaryota, Fungi, Ascomycota, Dothideomycetes, Pleosporales, Didymellaceae.
CCUGCUAUCGCGCGCGAAGGCGUGUUCGGACGAAUCGCGCAGUGGAUUGCUAAUCACUGCCGUUGCGCGCGCACUUGGAUGCUCUGUGCUGCAUAGAGACCAGAAGUUCUGCUGGUGUGAGCUCUGCGACCACUUCGUAGACACUCGAACAGCUGCACAAGGCGCUCAGCAUGGCAGACGUCAAGAACAGCGAGCGGGGCAUCCGCAUCGCGAUAGACCGCGGGGGAACCUUCACCGAUUGCGUGGGCAAUCCCGGGUCAGGCAAGAUGGAAGACGACGUUGUCAUCAAGCUGUUGUCGGUCGAUCCUGCGAACUACGACGAUGCACCGCUCGAAGGCAUCCGCCGGUUGCUCGAGCGCUUCACGGGCGCCAGCAUCCCGCGCGGGCAGCCGCUCGACACGACUAAGAUCGAGAGCAUACGUAUGGGCACCACCGUGGCCACCAACGCGCUAUUGGAGCGCAAGGGCGAAGCUAUGGCUAUGGUCGUAACUAAGGGUUUCAAGGACUGCCUAGAGAUUGGCAACCAGAGCCGACCCAACAUCUUUGCUCUGGACAUCCGUAAGCCUGAGGUGCUGUACAAGCGCGUGGUCGAGAUUGACGAGCGCGUGACGCUCGAAGAUUACGCUGAGGACCCAACGCGCCACCAGACAGACGCCAAGACUAUCGACGAGGCAGCCGCCGAUGCCGACUUGGUCAAAGGCUUGUCUGGCGAGACGGUGCGUAUCUUGCAACGUCCGCAGGAGGAUGCUAUCAGGAGGCAGCUGAAAGACGUCUUCGAUAGCGGCAUCAAGAGCAUCGCUGUGUGUCUAAUGCACGGUUAUACGUACCCUCACCACGAAGCUCUGGUGGGGAAGAUUGCCCAGGAGAUUGGUUUCGAGCACGUCAGUCUGAGCCACGCCCUGAUGCCCAUGAUCAAACUUGUGCCGCGUGCGACUUCAGCCUGCGCAGAUGCUUACCUCACCCCUGCCAUUCGCAAGUACAUUGACGGUUUCUCAAAAGGCUUCGAGGGCGGGCUAGGCUCAGAAAGCGUCAAGCGUGAAAGUGGUGCCAAGGGCGCCCGAUGCGAGUUCAUGCAGUCUGAUGGCGGCCUUGUAGAUGUUGACAUCUUCUCGGGGCUGAAGGCGAUCCUGUCUGGCCCAGCUGGAGGAGUUGUCGGGUACGCGCUGACCUCUUACGACCCAGAGACCAAGACACCUGUCAUUGGCUUCGACAUGGGUGGUACGAGUACCGACGUAAGCAGGUACGGCGCGGGACGCUACGACCACGUCUUCGAGACCACCACCGCUGGUGUUACAAUCCAGUCACCUCAGCUUGAUAUCAAUACGGUGGCGGCAGGAGGAGGCUCGCGACUGUUUUGGAAGAAUGGCUUGUUUGUCGUUGGCCCUGAGUCUGCUAGUGCCCAUCCCGGUCCAGCAUGUUACCGCAAGGGUGGUCCACUCACCAUCACCGAUGCCAACCUGUUCUUGGGCCGUUUGUUACCUGACUUUUUUCCCAAGAUCUUCGGCAAGAACGAAGAUGAGGGCCUUGAUGCAGACGCUAGUGAGAUUCUGUUUAAACAGCUCGCUGAUCAAAUCAACAAAGAGGUAGCAGGGGGAAACAAGGAGAAAGAGAUGUCACUGGACGACAUUGCCAAUGGAUUUAUCAAGAUUGCUAAUGAGACCAUGACGCGCCCAAUCCGCAGCUUGACUGAAGCUCGGGGACACGACACAUCGAAGCACAGACUGGCGACAUUUGGAGGAGCCGGUGGCCAACACGCUGUCGCUAUCGCUGAAGCUCUAGGCAUAACGCAGAUUCUCGUUCACAGGUACUCUUCGGUUCUAUCAGCAUACGGCAUGGCUUUAGCAGAUGUUGUGGACGAGCGACAGGAACCGGAGUCAACAGUAUGGUCGGACGACAACACGGUACGACAAUACCUACAGAAAAAGAUGGGAGAUUUGAAAGCGAAGUCUACGGAGACGCUGAGGUCCCAAGGCUUUGAUGAGGGUAGCAUACAUUUCGAGGAGUACCUCAAUCUCCGUUACCGAGGUACUGAGUCUGCUCUCAUGAUUGUGAAGCCAACGAAGGCAGAAGCUGAAAAGGAUUUUGGUGGUGAUGACUGGGCAUUCGGCCAAGCGUUCAUCAAACAGCACGAGCAAGAGUUUGGUUUUACCCUACCCGAUCGUGAUAUCAUUGUCGAUGAUGUGCGUGCUCGCGGAAUCGGAAAGACUUUCGAGGGUCUUGAGAAGACUGUUGACCAGCAGCUCAAGGAAAUUUUGCCUAAGGAUCUAUCCAAAGACGAGAAACGAUAUGACACGCGCAAGGUCUUCUUCGAGGGCGGACGACAAGAUACCUCUGUCUACAAAUUAGAGGAUCUUGAAGUUGGCGACCGCAUCAAGGGCCCAGCAAUCAUUGCGGAUGGAACGCAGACUAUUGUUGUCACGCCUGGCGCGGCGGCGCUGGUCAUUCACACACACGUUGUGAUCAACAUUGGCGAAAGCGAUGGGUCGGAAAAGCAGAUCAGCACGAAGGAAGUCGAUCCGAUCAUGCUCAGUAUCUUCGCGCAUCGAUUCAUGGCCAUUGCUGAGCAGAUGGGCCGCGCCUUGCAAAAGACGAGUGUAUCGACAAACGUCAAAGAGCGUCUUGACUACUCCUGUGCGUUGUUUGACGCUGAUGGCGGACUUGUAGCGAAUGCGCCACAUCUGCCCGUACAUCUCGGCAGCAUGUCGACUUGCGUACGCAAACAAGCCGCUAUCUGGAAAGGAAAACUCAAGAAGGGCGACGUUCUCGUGUCUAACCACCCAAUGUUUGGUGGAACCCAUUUACCAGACAUCACAGUCAUCACACCUGCUUUCAGCGGCGACAACAUCAUCUUCUAUGUUGCUUCUCGGGCUCAUCACGCAGAUAUUGGCGGUAUCCUACCUGGUUCGAUGCCUCCUUCCUCGAAAGAGCUGUAUCAAGAAGGUGCUGCCAUCAAGAGCGAAAAGCUUGUGUCUGAAGGUCACUUCAAUGAAGAGCGCAUUAUUGAGUUGCUUUCAGUAGAGCCCGCUCAGUAUCCAGGAUGCUCCGGCACUCGCUGCCUCAGUGAUAAUUUAAACGACUUGAAGGCUCAGAUCGCAGCAAACCAAAAAGGCAUCAAUUUGAUCAGCACGUUGAUGUCUGAUUAUGGCGAGGAAGUAGUCAAGUUCUACAUGACCAACAUCCAAGCUAACGCCGAAUCCUCUGUGCGCCAACUGCUGAAGCAAGUUUACAAGCGCUUUGAGGGUCAAGAUCUCUCUGCUGAAGAGUUCAUGGACGACGGCUCUCCGAUCAGGCUCAAAGUGACCAUCGAUCCUGAAAAGGGCGAGGCCGUUUUCGACUUCAGCGGCACAGGCCCCGAGGUCUACGGCAACAUUAACGCACCUGAAGCUGUAACCUACAGCGCGAUUAUCUACUGUCUCCGCUGUUUGAUAAGCGAAGAUAUCCCGUUGAACCAGGGCUGCUUGAAGCCUAUCCACGUCCUCAUUCCCAAGAAGUCAUUCUUGUCGCCGUCCGACAACGCAGCUGUGGUUGGUGGCAACGUCCUUACCUCGCAGCGCGUCACAGACGUUGUGCUCAAGGCAUUCAAAGCAUGUGCCGCAUCUCAGGGUGACACAAAUAAUCUGACAUUCGGCUUCGGUGGGCUCUCAGGCGGUGAAGACGGCGGCGCUCGGAAGGAGACAAAGGGAUUCGGCUACUACGAGACCAUUGCUGGUGGCUCAGGUGCAGGCCCGACCUGGAAUGGCACGAACGGUGUACACACGCACAUGACCAACACGCGCAUCACCGACUCCGAAGUCUUCGAGCGUCGAUACCCCGUGCUGCUACGCGAGUUUUCACUGCGCCAAGGCAGUGCCGGAAAGGGCAUGCACAUCGGUGGCGAAGGCGUGAUUCGCGACAUCGAAUUCCGUAUUCCUGUCCAAGUCUCUAUCUUGAGUGAGAGGAGAGUGUACCAUCCUUACGGCAUGGAAGGCGGUGGCGAGGCUGCGUGCGGGCUGAACAUCUGGGCGCGCAAAGUGAACCGCAAGAACAUCGACAAGAAUAGCGAUUCUAAGAAGACUAGUGAGGGUUCCAAUGCGGAUACUGCUGAUAUUCAGGAGAUCAACGUGAAGGAUGCCGAACAAAAGGAUGUGGAGUAUCGCUUCAUCAACCUGGGUGCAAAGAACACCGCAAGUAUGCAGCCUGGUGAGCGCAUCAUCAUUCACACCCCAGGCGGUGGUGGUUGGGGAAAAGAAGGGGAGGAAAGUAGGGUUGAAGACAAGAAGGAUCCGAAGGCGGCCUGGAGAGGCGGCAGUGUUGCUGAGAGACAAGCGACUGGGGAGGCGUCUGCGUAAGAAACGCUCAAUCCGAUCCACCAUACCAAGAAGCAAGACUUUAGUCAACGAUACGUAUUCACGAGUCAUCGCUACCCGAACCUUGUCCAGUGAAUCACUCACAACGUCACAGUGUGCUUAACAUUUGAUACAAAAAA